This is a messenger RNA of Macrosiphum euphorbiae (potato aphid), 330 nucleotides long. The record is from the annotation of a GenBank genome assembly. Lineage: Eukaryota; Metazoa; Arthropoda; Insecta; Hemiptera; Aphididae.
AUGUUGCUCUCCAUAAACAUUUUCAAGAAUUUCCCAUUGUUAAUAAAAGAGAUGGAAAAGAAAGAUCUAAAUAAUAUGUUAACAUCAAAAGUCUUUGUAUUCAAUUUAGGUAUGUUAUAUGAUGUAUUAAAUGAAUUAUCUGAUUUGUCAUUACAACUACAAAAAAGAGAUUUAGGUUUGGCAAAAGCUCAUAAUAAGAUCGACCGGGGCGCGGAGCGAAGUGGACUUUCAGAGGGACGUUCGUCCAUUAAUUGCGGUGCGGUGCGAUCUAUAUACAUGUAUAAUCAGUUUUAUCAACUUUUAUCAACUUUUAUCACUUUCAUCAGGUAA